AUGGAGCCUGUUGUCCAUCCUAUCUUUGAAAAGCAAACGUCAACAUGGCAGUACAUCGUCGCCUGUCCAAAGACCCGUGAGGCCAUGAUCAUCGAUCCUGUACUAGAUUUUGAUCCGACCAAGUUGACGAUAAGCACUCAAUCCGCCGACGAGCUCCUUGAUAUUGCCAUGUCAGAGGGUUACAAGAUCGUCCGGUUACUCGAAACGCAUGCACACGCAGACCACCUGACGGCAGCAUAUUACCUCCAGCAGAAACUUCUGAGCACGACCGAAAGAAGAGUCCCCAUCUCUACCGGGCAUCGAAUCCGACAGGUUCAAGAGACGUUCGCGAAGAAAUACGGGGUCCCCGUCCAGGAUCUAGAAAAUGUCUUCGACCAUCUCUUCAAAGACGAUGAAGAAUUCCAGCUCGGCGACUUGACAGUGAAAGCACUUCAUCUACCAGGCCACACUCCCGAUCAUAGUGGAUAUCAGGUUGGAAGCAACGUCUUCACCGGAGAUUCGAUCUUCAAUCCGGACGUCGGCAGUGCACGAUGCGACUUCCCCGACGGGGACGCGCACAAGCUCUACGAAUCCAUGAGCAAACUCCUUUCUCUGCCUCCUCAUUUCAAACUGUACACAGGACAUGAUUACCCUCCUUCAGCCCCCUCGGAGUCCCAAGCCGGGUCGCAGACGAGUCGCGAUCCCUUGCCGUAUGUCACCGUGGAGGAACAACGAAGGCACAACAAGCAUGUAAAGGAGGGAACCAAGCUGGAGGACUUUGUACAGUGGAGGCGCGAGAAAGAUUCAUCUUUGAACGAACCCCGGCUGUUGCAUCAGGCGUUGCAGGUCAAUAUCAGGGCGGGACGAUUGCCUGCCAGCCCGGAUGGUAGCCAAAGGACGUUCCUACUUAUGCCGAUCAAGAUUCCUCAUAUGUUGGCGAGUUCGAAAUCACAGCUUUGA
Messenger RNA from Aspergillus thermomutatus, 939 nucleotides. RefSeq names its product MBL fold metallo-hydrolase. Lineage: Eukaryota; Fungi; Ascomycota; Eurotiomycetes; Eurotiales; Aspergillaceae. Gene Ontology annotation, molecular function: sulfur dioxygenase activity. The record is from RefSeq and is a predicted model, not a curated record. Bases 1 to 939 code for a protein of 312 amino acids. Gene Ontology annotation, biological process: glutathione metabolic process; hydrogen sulfide metabolic process. The transcript has a single exon.